Messenger RNA from Eupeodes corollae, 2283 nucleotides. RefSeq lists its product as uncharacterized. The record is from RefSeq and is a predicted model, not a curated record. The transcript has 4 exons. NCBI's taxonomy places the organism in Eukaryota, Metazoa, Arthropoda, Insecta, Diptera, Syrphidae. Bases 182 to 1858 code for a protein of 558 amino acids. Gene Ontology annotation, molecular function: protein binding.
AACUCAUAGAUUCUAGCUUAUCAAUUAACGUAAGAUAAGAUAAGAAGCUUACUGAUAAGUUUUAAAAAAAAAGUUCUAUCGAACGAGUUAGUUUACUUUUGAAACAUUUGAAAGAAGGUCUCAUGGAGAUGAUUCGAAAAGAGAGCCAUAAUUUAGUAUUUUAGAAUUCCAUAAAAUAAAUAUGGCAAUUAAAUUAAAAGUUUUAAUAACUUUCACGGUUUUAUUGGUUUUAAGUGAAGAAUUAAACGCAACAACAGAAACAGAACAUUGUCCAUCGUAUUGUACGUGUGAUUUAUUUGAAAAUUUAAAUCGAGCCGAUUGCAGUGGACAACAAUUAAUAACUCCAAAUGUUGAAGUUCCAAGUGCAGUGGAGUUACUUGAUUUGUCAUACAAUGACAUCACUACUUUGGAUAAUGUGUGUUUUGAGGGCCUCAUCUACGUUAUUAACCUGACCAUCGAUCACAAUGCCCUGCACACAAUCUACUUGGAUGCAUUUAGUUCCUUGAGAGAUGUUAAAUUUAUCGAUUUAUCAUACAAUCGUCUGGAAUAUUUCGAUGAACGAAUAUUCGAAGCAAAUACCAAGCUAACAAAACUCAAUCUUUCAGGCAACAAAUUCAUGUCACUUCAAAAUAAACCACUUCUUAGAAGUUCAUCAUUGCAAUAUCUCGCAUUAAAUAAUGCUCAAGUUACUUACAUAUACCCACAGAUGUUUAAGGAAGUUCCCAGUUUACGAGAAGUUGAUAUCUCGAACAAUCUUAUGAUAACUUUAAGUGCAACUGCCUUCAAUCCACUGCAACAAUUGCAAUUGGUUAAUUUGGAAGAAAAUCGUUGGAUCUGUGAUAAUGGUUUCGAUGCAACCUUGAAGGCAUUGAAACGACGUGGGAUCGAAACAAGACUGAAUGCAUGUGAAGUGUUUGAUAUGAAAAUUGGUGGAAGAGGUAGAAGUAAACCAAAUGAACCUCAUAUGUUCGAGAGGAUGAUGGAAGAGCCGGGACGUGCGACAAUUAAGGCAAGUGAACCAAAGGAGUUUAUUCCAAUCGAAAAUGUUUGGAAGGCCAAAAACCCAAUAGAUCCAGAGGCUGAAGAAGCAAAAGCUUGUGAAGAACAAAGUCCAAACAAAAUUUGUCAUCUUCAUCGCAGUUGCAUGGCAAAUUUGAAAAUGUUGAUAAAAGAUAAAACAACCGGCGAGGUCAUAAGUCGAGGAAAAUUCACAGAAGAUGAUUUGACAUUUGUGUUCUUCACUGGAAUCGCUCUGGGAAUAGCCACAGUCAUUUGUCUUCUAACCUGUGCACUUUGUAUUAAGCGAUGUUUUGUUGUUCAAAAGAAACUUGCACAGAGGCCAAGUGAUGUUGUGAGCACAAUACCACUUCGUCGGCCAAUACCACCACCAGUUCAACCUAGACAGCGACGGUCUAAUCGACGAUCUCGAAAUCCACCUGUCCCACCUCUUAAUCGAUCAUUCUCAAGUCCUGUUCGAAGAGGACCUCAUGCUAAUGGCAAUCAAAGUGACUUUGCUACAUUCAUAACUCGAUUUUUUGAAAGACCCACAAGACAUCAAUACUAUCGGACAAUAAAUGAAAAUACAGCCCAUAUGAUUCGACGGCUGAGUCAAAGUAACUUGUUUAACAAUCGUCGAAGUAGACAAUUUACAGAUACUCCAACUCCAACCACCGAUGGAGAUAAUUUGGAACAAUUAGAGCCAUUUGUUUAUCCUCUGGCAAUUGAGAGCGUAGCUUCUCUAAGUCAAUCUGAAGAACAUCAACUUGCGGCAGCAGAGAGAUGGGAAGAACCACCAAGGCGCCCUGAAACACCACCGCCAGCUUAUGGAGAUAUCAUAAGAUCAAGGGAAGAAACUUGAAAGUUGUAUACAAUAAGUGUUAGAUUUAGAAUUGUAUUAUAGUUCAUUAGUCAAAGUUUACUUAGUGUAUUUUAAGUGAAUAAACCACACAUGAUCGAAAUAAGGAAUUCAUUUGUAUCGUUAGAAGAAGACAAAACCGUCUUAUAAAUUUUUAAACUGGCUUAGAAAAUUCGUCCUUUCCAAAACUACUGAAAUCUUAGUUUAAAAGUAAAUACUAAAUUGUUUUAUGUACAAAAAAGUGUAUGAAAUAUGAGUACAGAAUUUGUUAAGCUUUAAAGUAUUUUAAUUCUUUUUCACAAAAAGCUUACCUUCUAGCUCGCUAUGUCCCAUAGCUAUAGCAUAGUUUUCAAGCAAUACAAAGAAUAUACAAAAGCAUUGUUAUUUUUUUACUGGAUGUGAUUAAUAAUAAAAUAGAUUUGAAAUUA